AUGGGACCCACCAAAAACCAAUCUUUUGUUUCAGCCACAAAAACCGUUUCCUUAUCAAUUGCUGCCACAGAAACUGUUUCCUUCUUCUAGCAGACAUUCAUCACCGCCUACUACUAAAAUCUUCUCUGAUUCUCCGUCGUUAGCCAUUCUUCAAUUGCUGCAAAUUUAAGCUACGAUAAUUUCUCUGGAAUAACUACAAAUUCCCUCUUUUCAUACUCCAUAUUCACUUGAAAGUUUUCACCUUUGAUUACAAUAUUGGAGCUCCAAUUCAAGAGAGAAGCAUUGGAAGGAUAUGAAGUUGAUUGCUAAUCCAUCGUUGAUAACAAAUGAGAUUAAAAGCUUUAUUACAGGAAAGUAAUGGCGGUAAAUUGAAAAGGGGAACCAUCAGGAACAUUGCAAGCCUAUUUAAAACAAGUGUUAGGACAGUUCAGAGAAUUUGGAAGCUAGCAGCAAUUACUUCUACAGAUGGAAGAGUUGAUGUAUCACGCAGAUUUUCUAAAAGAUGCGGAAGAAAACGAGUGGAUAUUGAUUUUACUUUGAUCAUGGCAAUUCCUCUCCGGCGUCGGACAAACAUCAGGUCACUUUCCAGUGAAAUGAAAGUGUCCAAAUCAACCCUUCACCGACGAAUUAAAGAAGGUGCUAUAAGGCCACACUCAAAUGCACUCAAACCACAAUUGACAGAUCAGAAUAAGCAAGUAAGGCUUAACUUUUGCUUGUCAAUGCUUGAACCAGAAAGUCUCAACAGCAAUCCAACAUUUAUGAGUAUGUUCAAUGUUGUGCAUAUUGAUGAAAAGUGGUUUUACAUGACUAAAGAAUGUGAAAAAUAUUAUCUUCAUCCUCAAGAAGAAGAACCUCUUAGGACAUGUAAGAGCAAAAAGUUCAUUGUGAAAGUUAUGUUCCUAGCUGCUGUUGCUCGACCACGUUUUGACUGCUCUGGUAACCCAACAUUUGAUGGGAAAAUUGGGAUUUUUCCUUUUGUAUUCAAAGAACCAGCAAAGAGGAGUAGUAAAAAUCGUAUGGCAGGUACAUUAGAAACUAAGCCAAUAUUGUCAGUGACCAAGGAAGUAUAUAGGAGAUGUUUAAUUGAACAGGUUUUGCCUGCAAUACAUGCUAAAUGGCCACGGGAUGGUGGUAGUGUUACUGAAAUUUUGAUCCAACAGGAUAAUGCAAAACCACAUAUUAAUCCCACUGAUCCGGUAUUUAUUGAAGCUGCUUCUAGAGAUGGAUUUGAUAUUCACUUGUCAUUUCAGCCUCCUAAUAGUCCAGACAUGAAUGUUCUUGACUUGGGAUAUUUUAGAGCUAUACAAUCCUUGCAACAUCAAGAAGCACCCUUGUCAAUUGAUGAGCUAAUUCUUGCUGUGGAAAAAGGUGAUGAAAAAUCUUGGGGGAAAUAA
Molecule: messenger RNA, 1394 nt
Organism: Coffea eugenioides
Lineage: Eukaryota; Viridiplantae; Streptophyta; Magnoliopsida; Gentianales; Rubiaceae
Exons: 3
Coding region: 327-1394 (355 amino acids)
Molecular function (GO): nucleic acid binding
Source: RefSeq, a predicted model, not a curated record